GAAGGACAGGGAGGGAGCGGGGCCGCUGUGUACAAAUCAGGCUUUGUAUCGGAAACGGCAGCAGCCAGCGGCUACUUUAUCGCAAAGCAACUGGAGUCAGUCACCUCAGGCAGCGUUUUGCUACGAGGAAAGGCUUUUCCUUGCUCUCGAAUCUCUGCAUCCUGUUUCUAUUGAAUCUCAGCCGCUCUGAAGGCUUUCUGUGGUUCGGUGCUGGUCGCAGCAAUAAUUUCUGGUUGCUUUUUCCCAACCACGCAUUACCAGGCUGGCUGGCUGGCUGGGAGGAGGAGGAGGAGGAGCUCUUUAUGUUCGCAGGAAAUACUUGCGUCCAAGCAUGCGCAGUGCAUAAGCGCGCCUGAAGCUUUCCUCUGUAGCGUUUGGUGGUUAGGGAGAAAGCAUUGCUGUUGCUCACGAGGAGUUGUCGAUUUCAGCAGGUGGCUAUUUUCCUUGAUUCUAAGCAACUGAGGACGAAUAAACUGGACUGUGGAGUAAUCGAUACUACUACGUGUACUGAAUCUGCAUUAACUACAUGCAGACAUUCCCUUAACUUUCAUGAGAACUUGGUCAUGUGUAUUGGAACACCAUUUUGAGGAGCCUUAAAAUAUGAAAAUUGUUUCCCGCUAAAUAACACAAGUGUGGCCUCCCAGAACCAAAUGAGUAUCUCCUAUUUGCAGGAUCAAGAUGGAAAACAAUGAAGAGCCACAAAAAAAGAUAUUUAAGGCCCGUAAAACCAUGAGAACGAGUGAUCGACAGCAGCUUGAGAGUGUAUAUAAGGUGAAGGAGGAAUUUCUAAAAACCACAGAUGUCAAGUUGGUAAAUGGGAAACAUGAAAAUGGGGAUUCAGAUCUUAAUUCCCCCUUACUCAAUUCUGACUGUACCGAGGACAAAGAAGUGAAUGGCAUAGAAGAUUUAUGCCUUGACUCUGAAGGACGAAAAAUGGACUCUGAAGAAACUGCUGAUACCAAAAGUCCAGAUGUCAAAGAGAACCAAGCUAGCGACCUGACUCCCAAACUUGAAACUCUGAUCUCUGAGAGAACUGCUUCUGAGCAAGAUCAUGAGGAUUCUGGCAUUACUCCUCACUCUGAUCCUGAAAAUCAGGUACUUGACUGUAAUAAAGAUAAUGACUUCCAGGAAGAAGUCGAUAUAAAAAAUGACUUGGACCAGAAAGAUAUUUGUAUAAAAGAUGAUUUGGACCAGAAAGACACACCAAACCAGCCAGAAGAAGAAAGCAAAAUAAGCUGUGAUGUGAAUGACAGUUCAGCAGAGCCAGUAGAAACAAAUGAAUUAGCUCUUACUCCCAAUAUACCUGUAGAAGAAGAAAAAUGUACCGAGGAAACUGGUGUAAAAGAGAACAUUGGUGAGGAAGCAAUAUCUAGCAGUAUUGAUACUGAUGAUGGUCCAAAGGAUGAGAAUGUCCAAUCUGCAGAACUUCUAGGGACCAGCUCUCAAAAAGCAGUUGAAAAUGACCCACCAGAGAGCAUUUUGGGAAAUGCAGCCACAAUGGAAACUGAUGAAAUUAUUCCAAUUUUGGAAAAGCUGGCCCCAGCAGAUGAAUUAAACUGUUUCUCCAAAUCCAUCUUACUUCCAGUGGAAAAUCCUAACUUAGAUGCAGAAGAUAAAGCGGAAAGUUCAUUAAAUUCUCCAUCCAAACAUGAAAACGGUGAAAGUUUGCCCAAAGAAGCUUUCUUGGUGCUUUCUGAUGAAGAGGAACUUUGUUGUGAUAAAGAAGCUGAAGCGAUAAUACCAAACAAUGCAAGCCCUUCAGAUGAUAUGCCAGAAAGGGAUUUCAGUCGUGUGGUCUGCGUGGCUUGUGAGGUUGUAGAAGGUAAAGAUGAGGAAAAAGAACUGGACAAAGUAGAAGAAAAGAAGCAAUACAAGGAGGAAGAGAGACCUCCAGAACGAAGUGAGGCCUCAAGAAGAAAGCGUUCCAAAUCAGAAGAUAUGGACAAUGUCCAUUCUAAACGCCGCCGAUACAUGGGCGAAGAAUAUGAAGCAGAAUUUGAAGUAAAAAUUACAGCCAGAGGGGAUGUUAAUCAGAAACUAGAAAAGGUCAUACAGCGGUUUCUAGAAGAGAAGUUCAAUGCAUUGCAGUGUGCUGUGUUUGAUAAAAAUCUAGCAGAUCUGAAAACCAGAGUAGAUAAGAUUGAAUGUAGCAAGAGACAUAAAACUGUCCUUACAGAAUUACAGGCUAAAAUUGCGAGAUUAACUAAACGUUUUGGAGCAGCCAGAGAGGACUCAAAGAAAAAACCAGAAAAUCUACAAAACACACCCCAUUCCCCAGGAAAAGCAAUGGGUGACACAGGCAGUAUCAACAACGUGGCAUAUCGAAAUUCCGGCACAGUGAGACAGAUGCUGGAAUCCAAAAGAAACGUAGGAGACACCACCUCAACUACUUUUCAAUCCCCUUUGAAUACAGUGUCUGCUGCUACUCUUACUACUCCUCAGACACCAGUCAGCGGACAUCCCAAACCACAGACUCCUGUCACGUCUGCACCUUUGACUUCUGGCUCCUUGUCAACUUCUGUUCUUCCUGCAGCUAACACAGCAACAGUAGUUGGCACUAGCCAAGUAGCUGGUGGCAGCACACAGCCAAUGUCUGUUUCAUUGCAGUCCUUGCCAGUAAUACUGCAUGUACCUGUUGCAAUGUCCUCCCAGCCUCAGAUCCUGCAAGGCCACACUGGUACCUUGGUUACUAACCAGCAAUCUGGCAAUGUUGAAUUUAUACCUGUACAAAGCCAAUCUAAUGUUGGUAACUUAACCAAAACCCCACUGUCUCUGUCUUCGGCUAAUUCAACAAAGCCAAACAGCUCAUCUGUACCCAGCUCUAGCAUUCAGAGGAACUCUCCAGCCAGUGUUGGCUGUUCUAUAGGGACAACUCUAGCUGUGCAGGCUGUGUCAACAGCACAUCCAGUUGCACAAGCCACAAGGACUACUUUGGCCACUGUGAGUACAUCAGGGGUGUAUACUCCUCCCACCAGUAGGAAUUCCAUACAAAUGAAGAUCCCUCUGUCUGCCUUUAGUAGUACAACUCCUUCUGAAACAAGCACUGCAGCUGCACCUAGAGUUGAGAGUCAGACAUCCAGGUUACUACCACCUUCAUUGCCAUCAACAGAUACUUCAGCAAACAAGAAAGCAUCUGAGACUGCUGUACAGAGUGGAAAGGCCACAGGCAGUGCUGGAGGAGGCGUAAUUGAUCUCACUCUAGAUGAUGAAGAUGAUGGUUCUUCUCAAGCAGAUGGUAAGAAGCAGAACCAAUCUAAUAUAUCUGGAAUGGGCCUGUCAACUCAGUCUUUAGCUCGUCCUCUGCAGCCAGUACAGUCAAACCCUCUUCAACAAACAGGUGUGCCAACAACUGGCCUGUCGCAGACCACCAUACAUGUUCUCCCCACAGCCCAGACAACUGUGAAUGUAACCCAUCGUCCAGUGACUCAGGCUCCUGCUAGGCUUCCAGUACCAAGAGCCCCUGCCAACCAUCAAGUGGUCUAUACUACUCUUCCUGCACCAUCAGGACAGACUCCUGUGCGAACUACUGUCAUGCAGAGCCCAAGUUUAAGGCAGGUCAACCCACAAAAUUCAGGUGUGACAGUGCGAGUGCCUCAAACAACAGCAUAUGUUGUGAACAAUGGGCUAACCUUGGGAUCUGGAGGACCUCAGCUGACAGUUCAUCACAGGCCACCUCAAGUGCAUUCAGAGCCACUGCGGCCUGUGCACCCAGCUCCACUGCCUGAGGCCCCACAGCCAUCACGCUUGCCUCCUGAAGCUGCCAACACCUCUCUGCCUCAGAAGCCCCACCUGAAGUUAGCACGUGUACAAAGUCAGAAUGGCAUAGUGUUAUCCUGGAGCGUUUUGGAAGUGGACAGGAGCUGUGCCAGUGUGGAUAGCUAUCAUCUGUAUGCAUACCAUGAGGACCCCAGUGCUACUGUGCCCUCUCAGUGGAAAAAGAUUGGGGAAGUAAAGGCUCUCCCCUUGCCUAUGGCAUGCACACUUACUCAGUUUGUGUCUGGCAGCAAAUACUACUUUGCAGUUCGUGCUAAAGACAUCUAUGGACGCUUUGGACCCUUCUGUGAUCCCCAGUCAACAGAUGUCAUUGCUUCCCAAAGCAGUUAAACUUGACACUUUGAAGGCUUCCGUUCUUGCCCCACACUUGUGGCUUACUCUGGAUUUGGGUUUAUUCUCAUGCAUGAAACUCACUGUAAAAUCCCCUCCGCAGGAUAUUUUUGGACAGCAAUGUCAUACACUACAUGAACUCCAUAACCAAAACCAAAAUAAAUUCCUAGCUUGCAGUGGGAGAGCCUGUAUUUCUGAUAAACUCUUGAAGUACAAAGUCCUCUCUCCUUCCCUCACAAGCUGCCCUCCCUGUUAAGCAGUGAGACACUGAAUCUUGGGAAUUUGGCUUCAAACUGAUGUGUGUCUCAGAGGGCUAAACAGGAAUAUCAAGCACUGGCACAAGGGCAGGAGGAGUGUUCUGUGGUCAGGUUGGGGAACCCAGGAUUCAGGGUCUUGCUUUCUUUUGUUUUUUAAUAGUGACUAGUCUUAUCUUACAAGGCACUGCCUGCUUUCUAGAAGGCAAAGGACCUUGUGUGUGGCCAGUUCUUGAGGAAUGUAUGUGUGUCUGCUUUUUGAGUGGUGGGGGAUUGAGCAGCCCUCUGGUUGGCUUACAGAGUGCUUGCCACCAGAACCAGCAAGCGUUCUGAAGCCAGACUGAAAACAGGUUUGUGGAAAACUUCACUUGCAUUUUCAAUAGCUUCCUGACCCUCAUCUUAUGUCCUCUUUUUUAAAAAAAAUUUAAUUUGUGCCUUAAGACAAUAAUUUCAAAAAUAAAUGCAGUCACACUUUCUAUGUGUUCCUUCUUCUUUUGCCCUCUUUCAUUUUUUUCUUGUUAGACCCAGAAUGUCAUGACCUUCCCUUACAGACUCCCCAAAAGUGUAGCACACAACCUUCCUGACUUAAUUCCCACUUGAGAUUAUUCAAGCCAACAUUUAAACUGCUGGUUCUGUUUUGUCUCUGAAGAUGGGUCAUGUUGACAGUAGUAUUUGGCAACAUCAUGUUCUCCUUGAGAGGUUGGUGUGCCUUAUAGAUUGGCUAGAGAGAUCUGGGUGGCAUAUAAGACACCUCAUUCUCCUCAUGCACACAAACACUUGGGAGUGCUAUGUUAAGCCAAUCUAGUAAAGUCACUUAAUGAAAGCAAUCAAUUCAAUCUUCUAAUACAACCUUUCAUUCUUUCAAUGGCUGAGCCAAGGCAAGAUAUAGCACCUCCGUGUCCUUCCAUCCCAACAAGAGCUAGUGCCCACAAUGAACACUUAAACCACACCUGACAAAGACAUCAAAGAAAGUUCCGCUAUGCCGUCUUCCAGAAGAAAGCAGCAGCACUGUUGUCUUCCUGGUUUAUCAGCUCCUGUUGGGAGUGGGUGGCAGCUCUUCCCACUUCACUGUCUGCGCCAGGGUUGAGCAGUUUCUUUAACUUCUUACUUUGAAGCUGAUAAGAGUUGAAACUGAAAUGUCAGGUUAAAAACAAGAUGUCCUGAAGCUUGUUGAUGCUGUGUAUUUUGGGAAGACAGGGUCUUAAUUCUGUGAGAACAUCGAGUAAAAAUCCUUGCAUUUUUAUAUACGGUAUGCCUUACAGUCUUCAUAUGAGUUACAUUCCUUUGAGUGACAUGAAAAUUUCUUUCUUGUACAUUUCUGGUUUAUCUAACGACUCCUGUCAAGAAUUAUCUUUGAGCUGGAUGAAUUUUGUUCUUGCUAUUUGUGUGGAAUUCUUCAUUCUCAAGCAGACAGCUGACACUUUAUCAGUUUGCCUCACUUGCCUGACAGUGGUGCAAUCACCUUCAAAUAUAUUUUUUUCUCAGUUUAGGGUAUGUUUCAGCUAUCAGGGGCCUUUGGAAAAGUACCAGAAGGAAAAAAUUCAUUACAAAAAUUGAUUUAAUGGGGGAGGGCGAUGAAAAACUAGGGGCUUACCACUCUGUUGUUGACCCAGCAAUGUUGCCAAAGAUGUAGUUUAUGAUCUACAUUUGGUCAUCCUUACUGGAGAAAAUCCCCCUUCCUCACUUUUUUUACUGAACCUGGGCAGUAAAAUGAAGCCUGAGCAGAGCUUGAGGAGAAAUGCUAAUUUUGGAGGGCAUGUAACACUUGGGGGUACCUGGGGCAUGUGUUUUAAAUACAGGCAAUCAGCAGUUAUUGAAGAAGAUGCCACAAGAAAAGAACUCCAUGGAUAUUCCCUAAAUAUUCCAAAAACAAAAUGUGAACCUUGAUCUGAUAAAAGUGCACCUACAUACAUAACUUGGUCUUCAGAUUUCUGAAUCGAAACUGGUAGUGAGGCUUAUUGUGUGUCUUGGGGAAGAGAGGAGUUCUCACAUUCUGAAACAGAAUCAGUGUGGCCUGGCAAAUUAUGUAGGGUACCACAGAGGGGAAGGCAGAAACAGGCUUGAAUAGAGCUGUCAGCAAGAGCUCAUAGAAUAGGACCUUAUGCCCUUGUAUUUGGUGCUGUAUUUCUUUUUGCUUUUGCCCCAAAGAAUGAGAUCUAAAUUUACAGAUCUAAGCAUAUGCUUAUAACAGACAUUGGAAAAUAAUAGUUCAUUUUUUACCAAAGUAUUAUAAGAACUUGAUUGCACAAUACCAAGCUGCAGAGUCAUUGGAUUUUUACUACUCUGCCUAUUGAGAAAAUGUGUAUUCGGCUCAGCAUUGUGUGUGCAUUAUAUAUUAGACAAACAAUGUUUUCUAAAGAUAUUAAAGAGGGCAGGGAAGGAUUUCAGUGUCCACAUUUUACUGUGUCAGUAUUUUUGCCCCCACCAUGCUUUCCUUACUACAGUAUAUGGCUGGCCCAUGCUUGAAAGUUGUUUUCUACUGCUAUGUAAAUGUGAUCCUGAAGUAUGUCUCCAUCUGUGUUUCAGCAGUUUUCUGUUCUUUGCCUUUAAUACUUGAGAAUCCAUGUUCUCAUUAGUAAGUUCCAUUUCAUUGGAAAAGACCAGUGAAAUGUUUUCACUGUUUAAAAAAGAAAAAGUGGUGUGACAAUUGCUGCUAACUACCUGUGAGGCCCUUAGGUUAACUUGCUUGUGUCUCCUAUUUUAUUCCUCAGAUUACAGCUACAAAGCAUUUCCAAUUAAAACCUCAAUGGCCUAAUAGGUUGGAGACUUGGAGGGGGUGAGGCAUACAACAUAUGUUUUCUGUACUUGUAACUUAAUGGGAAAAGAUGGGGUAUUCAAGCAUAUUGGCAAGUGUUCUCUGAAUAUACAAAGAAGUAUGCUUUGUGUCUCAAGGAUUGCUGAAGCACAAAGUUUAGCUCUGGGCUGUAUAUUGGGAAGAUUAUAGUGCAGCUUUAGGUAUAUGCUGCGCACCAAGGACUCAAAUGGUGGCAAAGCUAUUCAUGUUUGGGAAAUUGCUGGGAUUAGAACACUUGCGCUGCAAUAAAUCAUAUUGGUUCACUUUUUCAUUUAAGCCUUUUUGCCUAAGUGGUCUGUGAUCCUAGGACCCACAUUACGUAUGAGGUCACCAUGUUAAGUACCUUGUUCCCCAAAUUGCCACCUUAUAGUAUUAGCUAGGAGAAUUGCAAUUGCAGUACAAGAUCAAGUCAGGAUGAUGCCACUUUGGAACUCCUUUAGUAUUUUUAUGCAGUCAACAGCAGAAAUAUCCAGUUUUUUAAAAACAAAAGCUUGAUAUACUGAAUAUUGCUUUCUUUUUGUGUGUGUGGCACACAGUGUUUUGGCAACACAGAGGAGGUCCUUCUAAUAUUGCCAAAAACAAGUUACACCAUUCUUGCCAGUUUUACAUUGAGAGGACGUAGACAGGAGUACAAAUUAAAAUGUGUUCUUUUAUCAUUGGAUCUAGUCAAUAUUUUAAAACACAUGAAUUGUUUUCUCACCUUAUUGUGCUAGCUUUCCCUGCUUGAAAAUAUAUUUUAAGUGCUGUCUAAGUUGAAGUUUUAUCUGUAAAUAAAGUAAGUGGACAGCCAAACCUUGAGGUACUUGUUGGACUAAAGUAACUUAUCAGCCACUGGCAAAUAAACUACAAAACCCUUUAUAUAAACCUGCACUCUGUUUGUUUCUCUCUCUCUCUUCUACAGAUGAACCUGUAAAUAAAGAUAAUGUAGGACAUACCAAAAAGUCCAGUUUAAGCAGGGCAAUGGCAAGUUCUCCCUAACUUUUGUAUGCAUUGUAGAUUAGUGUCUGUAUACGUGUUAAUUGUAGUGGGGUUUUGUCUGAUAAGCCUGAGAUUUAUACUUUGAAAUAAAC
Molecule: messenger RNA, 8222 nt
Organism: Rhineura floridana
Lineage: Eukaryota; Metazoa; Chordata; Lepidosauria; Squamata; Rhineuridae
Gene: ATF7IP
Product: activating transcription factor 7 interacting protein
Exons: 17
Coding region: 679-4104 (1141 amino acids)
Biological process (GO): regulation of DNA-templated transcription
Cellular component (GO): nucleus; transcription regulator complex
Molecular function (GO): protein binding; transcription coregulator activity
Source: RefSeq, a predicted model, not a curated record